ACGUAAAACCGAACGCGUAACUAUGUCGAUUGAAUGACUUAUUGUGGAAGGGAUUACCUUUAAUGUAUUUAAAUUUAUACCCGUUUGCGUCAAUUUAAUAAUUAAUUAAUUUGUAAAUAAAAUUAUAAAACGAAAUGUUAAUGUCGGGACCUUUUAUUAAUUUAUGUGCAUCAAAAGUGUCAUACGCUCUUGCUUAUAUCCGUUGGUUUGUCAAAUAAAAUUAAUAUAUCAGAAGUUUUAUAGGAUUUACAAAGCAUAGAGUGUUUAAAUUUUGUAUUGAUAUAUAGUAACGUUAUCUUGUCAGAAUCAGAUUAAUAGGAUUUUAAGAAAGAUAAAAUGGAAAUAGCAAGAAGGAUAGAAGAGAAAGGCUUAGAGAAGUCUUUAAGAGUGAAACAGGCUCUAGAGAGCGGGAAUUCUGAAGUCGUGACGGUCUACGAUGGGGCUGUCCUCUUCAUCACCGGUGGUUCAGGUUUCAUUGGGAAGCAACUCGUGGAGAAGAUACUGAGAACAUGCAACGUGAAAAAGAUCUAUCUAUUGCUACGACCGAAGAAGGGCAAAACAGCCAUCCAGAGGUUAAAUCAAAUUUUGGAAGAUCCGGUAUAUGGAAUUCUUCGCUCAGAACAACCAGACUUCGCGUCCAAGCUGAUCCCGGUCGAGGGUGACGUGGUUGAUCUAAAUCUUGGAAUCGAGGAAGAGAGUCGGAAGAAAAUUAUCGAAGAGGUAAACAUUAUUUUUCACGGCGCUGCAACAAUAAAUUUCGAAGAAACUAUCAAACUAGCCGCUCUCACGAACAUCAGGGGCACCAGGGAGAUACUGAAUCUGGCGAAAAGCUGCAAGCAACUGAAAUCCCUGGUUCAUAUUUCAACCGCUUACGCCCAUGCCACCAAAUCAAGAAUUAAGACUGAGAUAAAGGAAGACUUCUAUAACAGCCCUCUACCGCCAGACGCUCUCAUACAAUUCGCGGAAGAUCUGGAGAAUGAACAGCUGGAAAAAGUUAUUGAACCAUUGAGGAAAGACUGGCCCAACACUUACACGUUCACGAAAGCGAUAACCGAAGAGCUUGUGAGACAGACAGCCACAGAUCUUCCCGUCUGCAUAGUGCGGCCAGCUAUCGUAAUAUCCGCUUACAAGGAGCCAGUGCCUGGUUGGGUGGAUAUCAAGAACGCGUAUGGGCCCAGCGGCAUGGUCUUAGGGGUGUCCCUGGGCGUCACCCACACGGUGCAUGCUGAUGAAGACAUAAUGCUGGACUUCGUGCCAGUGGACAUUGUGAACAAUGCCUUAAUAGUGGCCGCUUGGAAAACCCAUCAGAGUUACAUCGCCGGGGAGAAACAGAUAAAAAUAUAUUUCGUCACCGGACACCGAAAUCCAAUUUAUUACCGCGAUGUAGUCAACGUAGUCAAGGAACAAGCCAGGCCGCUGGUGUCGCCUAAGGCAAUAUGGCAUAGCUUCGCCGUGGUGACCAAGUACAAGCUGAUCUACCUCCUCCUCACCUGGCUCCUGCACUACAUACCCGGCUACAUCAUCGACGGCGUCUGUGUGAUGAUAGGCGAGAAACCGCAAUUCAUAAAAGUCUAUAAGAAAGUGUAUUCCGUGUCGUCCGUGUUUGUCUAUUUCACAAACAACGACUGGGUGUUCCUGGACGACAACGCUUUGGGACUUUAUGACCAGCUGAACAGCGCCGACAAGGAGCUGUUCACGUGCGACAUGCAACAAGUGGACAUGCCAGCCAUGCUCAUGACGUGGUUCUACGGCGUGAGCAAGUUCAUUAUCAAGGACGACGUCACGCAGUACGAGUACGCUGUAAGGAAACAAUGGUGGCUGAGGAUAGCCAACGUCAUGUUCCUGACCCUCUAUUUCUACGCGCUGUACAAACUAGUUGCAGUAACAUGCGCCUGCUUGUUUUAUUUCUUCAACCUGUCCGCCGGUGUUUAUCAAACUUCUGUGUGAUAUUAAAGUGAUUGCUAGUUC
Messenger RNA from Danaus plexippus (monarch butterfly), 1968 nucleotides. RefSeq names its product fatty acyl-CoA reductase wat-like. Lineage: Eukaryota; Metazoa; Arthropoda; Insecta; Lepidoptera; Nymphalidae. Gene Ontology annotation, cellular component: peroxisome. Gene Ontology annotation, molecular function: alcohol-forming very long-chain fatty acyl-CoA reductase (NADP+) activity. The transcript has 11 exons. The record is from RefSeq and is a predicted model, not a curated record. Gene Ontology annotation, biological process: long-chain fatty-acyl-CoA metabolic process. The coding region runs from base 337 to 1947 and encodes 536 amino acids.